Xiphophorus maculatus (southern platyfish) is the source of this 2004-nucleotide messenger RNA. Its product is annotated as tripartite motif-containing protein 16-like. Lineage: Eukaryota; Metazoa; Chordata; Actinopteri; Cyprinodontiformes; Poeciliidae. Bases 50 to 1717 code for a protein of 555 amino acids. The record is from RefSeq and is a predicted model, not a curated record. The transcript has a single exon. Gene Ontology annotation, molecular function: protein binding; zinc ion binding.
CUGUGUUCAGGAAGUGAAACUCACACAGUCACUGUGACUGAGAGCAGAAAUGGAGCAGAAUCAGCUGGACAGUGAAACUUUCUCCUGUUCCAUCUGUCUGGAUCUACUGAAGGAUCCGGUGACUACUUCCUGUGGACACAGCUACUGUAUGAAGUGUAUUAAAGCCCAGUGGGAUGUAGAGGAUAAGAAGGGAAUCCACAGCUGCCCUCAGUGCAGGGAGACAUUCACACCGAGACCUGUGCUAAGGAAGAACACCAUGCUAGCAGCUUUAGUGGAGCAGAUGAAGAAGAAUGGAAUCCAAGCUACUGCUGCUGCUGCUGACCACUGCUAUGCUGGACCUGAAGAUGUGGCCUGUGAUUUCUGCACUGGAAGAAAACUGAAAGCCAUCAAGUCCUGUUUAGUCUGUCUGGCCUCUUACUGUGAGAAACACCUUCAGUCUCAUUAUGAUUCAGCUACAUUUAAGAAACACAAGCUGGUGGAGCCGAACAAGAACCUCCAGGAGAACAUGUGCUCUAAGCAUGAUGAGGUGAUGAAGAUGUUCUGCCGCACUGAUCAGAAGUGCGUCUGUCUCAUCUGUUUAGAGGUGGAACAUAAAGGUCAUGACACAGUCACAGCUGCAACAGAAAGAACUGAGAGGCAGAGAGAGCUGGAGGAGAGACGAGGAAACAUCCAGCAGAGAAUCCAGGACAGAGAGGAAGAUGUGAAGCUGCUUCAACAGGAGGUGGAGGCCAUCAAUCACUCUGCUGAUAAAACAGUGGAGGACAGUGAGAAGAUCUUCACCCAGCUGAUCCGUCUCCUCCAGAAAAGAAGCUCUGAGGUGAAGCAGCAGAUCAGAUCCCAGCAGGAAACUCAAGUGAGUCGAGUCAAAGAUGUUCAGGAGAAGCUGGAGCAGGAGAUCACUGAGCUGAAGAGGAAAGACGCUGAGCUGGAGCAGCUCUCACACACACAGGAUCACAACCAGUUUCUCCUCAAAUACCCCUCACUGCCAGAACUCAGUGAGUCGACACACUCAUCCAGCAUCAACAUCCGUCCUCUGAGACACUUUGAGGACGUGACAGCAGCUGUGUCAGAGCUCAGAGACAAACUGCAGGACAUCCUGAGAGACAAAUGGACAAACAUCUCACUGAUGGUCACUGAGGUGGAUGUUCUACUGUCAGGACCAGAACCAAAGAGCAGAGCUGGGUUCUUAAAGUAUUCAUGUCAAAUCACACUGGAUCCAAAUACAGUGAAUGGAAGGCUGGGACUAUCAGAGGGGAACAGGAAGGUGACAUGGAUGAAUCAACCUCAGUCUUAUUCUAGACAUCCAGACAGAUUCACUAAUUGGCCUCAGGUUCUGACCAGAGAGAGUCUGACUGGACGAUGUUACUGGGAGAUGCAGUGGAGCGGGACACAAGUUCAUAUAUCAGUUACAUACAAGAAUAUCAGCAGAGCAGGAGGUGGGCAUGAAUGUAGAUUAGGAUAUAAUGACAAAUCUUGGGCUUUAGUGUGUCUACAAAACAGUUUUAGUUUUCAUCACAACAUCUGGACCUCCAUCUCAGGUCCAGGUUCCUCCAGAGUAGGAGUUUUCCUGGAUCACACAGCAGGUCUUCUGUCCUUCUACAGAGUCUCUGAAACCAUGACUCUCCUCCACAGAGUCCAGACCACAUUCACUCAGCCACUGCUGGUUGGAGUUUCAGUUGGUAUUGGAACCUCUGCAGAGUUUUGUAAACUAAAAUAAAUUUUCUCAAUUUUUCUCUGGUUGUUGAUCAGGUUCUUGGUUCUGAUGUCUCUGUUCUGCUGUUCUGUUCUUCUUCAUAUUUCUAUUGUAAAUGUAGUUCUCUGUGUUCCUAGAGCCAUGAAGGAAAUCACUGCUGAUGUUUUUAUUUUUAUUACAGAAAAAUACUUCUCCACAUUGGCCAACAUAUUAAUAUGUAUGAUUUUGGUGAUGGCCUUAUCAAAAUGUAACAUUUGUUCAAUUGUUGACUGUGUGGUGUUUUCUUUAUAACUUUGUGAUUUUCUGUUUUU